Messenger RNA from Pyrgilauda ruficollis (rufous-necked snowfinch), 1118 nucleotides. RefSeq names its product fatty acyl-CoA hydrolase precursor, medium chain-like. Bases 57 to 1118 code for a protein of 353 amino acids. The transcript has 8 exons. Lineage: Eukaryota; Metazoa; Chordata; Aves; Passeriformes; Passeridae. The record is from RefSeq and is a predicted model, not a curated record.
GGGGGCCCAGGCGAGCCUAUAAAGGCCCGGCCUGCGGGCUCGGUGCCAGCGGCACCAUGGCAGCUGCGAGGGACACGGCGCUGCUGGCCUGGAUCCUCUUCCUCGGGGCCACGGCGCGGGUGGCCGCAGAACAACCAGAAGUGGAGACCAAAUACGGGAGAGUCCGAGGGUACCAAUUCAAAGUGGACACAGCUGAGAGGACUGUGAAUGUCUUUUUGGCACUUCCUUUUGCUAAGCCUCCGCUUGGAUCGCUGAGGUUUUCCGAGCCCCAGCCACCUGAGCCAUGGGAAGGUGUCAGAGAUGCCACUUCCUACCCACCAAUGUGUCUACAGGACCAAGUACAAGGACAGUAUUUUUCAGAUGUGAUUACCAACAGAAAAGAGAAAGUUCUUCUGCAAGUGUCUGAGGAUUGCUUGUACCUAAAUGUGUACACACCUGUUUCUACAGGAAAACAGGAGAAGCUGCCUGUCAUGGUAUGGAUCCAUGGAGGUGGAUUAGUUCUUGGAGCAGGUUCAUCAUAUGAUGGCUCAGCAUUAGCAGCCUUUGACAACGUGGUGGUUGUAACAAUUCAGUACAGACUGGGUAUUGCUGGGUAUUUUAGCACUGGUGAUGAGCAUGCCCGAGGUAACUGGGGAUACUUAGACCAAGUGGCGGCUCUUCGGUGGAUUCAGGAAAAUAUCCUGCAUUUUGGAGGAGAUCCAGGAUCUGUCACUAUCUUUGGAGAAUCUGCAGGAGGAAUCAGUGUUUCUGCUCUUGUCUUAUCUCCCCUGGCCAAGGGCUUGUUCCACAAGGCCAUUUCAGAGAGUGGCACUGCAGCCCUGGGCUUGUUCACUGACCAGCCUAAGGAGGAUGCACAAAAAAUUGCUGCUGUCUCUGGCUGUGAAAAAUCCAGUUCAGCUGCAAUGGUUGAAUGCUUGAGAGGAAAAACAGAAGAAGAACUACUACAGGCAACACAGAAAAUGGAUUUAUUUUUCAGCAAUGCAUGUGUAGAUGGUGCCUUUUUUCCAAAGAGUCCCAGGGAAUUACUGUCUGAAAAAUCAAUCAAUGAGGUCCCAUACAUCAUAGGAGUAAAUAACUGUGAAUUUGGAUGGGCGUUGCCUAUGGUAAGAGAAUUAUAA